Adineta ricciae is the source of this 228-nucleotide messenger RNA. The record is from the annotation of a GenBank genome assembly. NCBI's taxonomy places the organism in Eukaryota, Metazoa, Rotifera, Eurotatoria, Adinetida, Adinetidae.
AUGGGAGCUUCAAUAAUUUUUCACGAGUCCCCAGGUUAUUAUGGCACGGUUGGUUCCGGCCAGUUAGGUUCGUUUUCCGACCAUUUCCUGUGCAAUUUCGGCCGGAAUCCGGUGGCAAGGAACCUGCUGGAAUCGGCGAAAGCUGUGCCGGAAUCGAGAAGACCUGUACCGGAUCCGACUCAGAUUUCAACGGAUCCAGUCGCCGGAAUGAUCGACCUNAUUAAUUGA